This is a messenger RNA of Pogoniulus pusillus (Red-fronted tinkerbird), 5737 nucleotides long. RefSeq names its product translocase of outer mitochondrial membrane 70 (gene TOMM70). Gene Ontology annotation, biological process: protein import into mitochondrial matrix; protein insertion into mitochondrial inner membrane. Gene Ontology annotation, cellular component: mitochondrial outer membrane. Gene Ontology annotation, molecular function: protein binding; transmembrane protein transporter activity. The transcript is spliced from 12 exons. NCBI's taxonomy places the organism in Eukaryota, Metazoa, Chordata, Aves, Piciformes, Lybiidae. The record is from RefSeq and is a predicted model, not a curated record. The coding region runs from base 34 to 1788 and encodes 584 amino acids.
CUCCCCUGCCGCGGGCGGCCGUGUGAGCGCGUCAUGGCCGCCUCGAAGCCCGUGGAGGCGGCGGGGAGCGGCGGCGGCGGUGCCGGCUCGGGCUUGUCGCGCUGGCAGCUGGCGUUGGUACUGGGGGCGCCUAUACUGCUGGGCGCCGGCGCACUCUACCUGUGGGGAAGACGGGCGGCCCGCCGCGGCGGCAAGGGCGCGAAUGAGCGGAAGACUCCUGAGGGUCGGGCGAGCCCCGGGCCCUGCGGCAGCGGCCAACCCGAUGGGCCCGGCCAUGAGGAGACGAGCCCUCUGGAUAGAGCCCAAGCAGCCAAGAACAAAGGAAACAAAUACUUUAAAGCAGGAAAGUAUGAGCAGGCUAUUCAGUGUUACACUGAGGCCAUUAGCCUGUGCCCUCCUGAGAAGAACCUUGAUCUUUCUACCUUCUAUCAGAAUAGAGCUGCUGCCUAUGAACAACUGCAAAAAUGGACAGAAGUGGCACAAGACUGCACAAAGGCUGUUGAGCUUAAUCCUAAAUAUGUAAAAGCUCUCUUCAGACGAGCAAAGGCUCACGAGAAGCUAGACAAUAAGAAGGAAUGUUUAGAAGAUGUCACUGCAGUCUGCAUUUUAGAAGCCUUCCAAAACCAGCAAAGCAUGCUGUUAGCUGAUAAAGUUCUUAAACUCCUUGGAAAAGAAAAGGCCAAAGAGAAAUAUAAGAAUCGUGAGCCUCUGAUGCCCUCACCACAGUUCAUUAAAUCCUACUUCAGUUCUUUCACAGAUGAUAUAAUCUCUCAACCUUUGCUUAAGGGUGAGAAAUCAGAUGAGGAUAAGGAUAAGGAGGGAGAGGCUUCUGAAGUAAAAGAAAACUCUGGCUAUUUGAGAGCAAAACAAUAUAUGGAAGAAGAGAAUUAUGACAAAAUUAUCAGUGAAAGCACUAAAGAAAUCGAAGCAAAGGGAAAGUACAUGGCAGAAGCUUUGCUUCUACGAGCUACUUUCUACCUGCUUAUUGGCAAUGCAAAUGCUGCCAAACCAGACUUAGAUCAGGUCAUCAGCAUGGAGGAUGCAAAUGUGAAGCUCCGAGCUAAUGCUCUGAUCAAACGGGGCAGUAUGUUCAUGCAGCAGCAGCAACCGGUGCUGUCCACUCAGGACUUCAACAUGGCUGCUGACAUUGAUCCUCAGAAUGCAGAUGUUUACCACCAUCGAGGACAACUGAAAAUCUUGCUUGACCAAAUUGAAGAGGCUGUGGAAGACUUUGAUGAAUGCAUCCGAUUGCGACCUGAUUCUGCCUUGGCUCAAGCACAGAAAUGUUUUGCUCUGUAUCGCCAGGCUUAUACAGGAAAUAAUCCUUUGCCUGUGCAAGUAGCCAUGAAAGGCUUUGAAGAUGUCAUUAAAAAAUUCCCAAAGUGUGCUGAAGGCUACGCACUCUAUGCUCAGGCACUAACUGAUCAGCAGCAGUUUGGCAAGGCUGAUGAGAUGUACGAUAAAUGCAUUGACCUUGAACCAGACAAUGCAACUACAUAUGUUCAUAAAGGUUUACUUCAGCUCCAGUGGAAGCAAGAUUUAGACAAAGGAUUAGAACUCAUUAGCAAGGCCAUUGAAAUUGAUAACAAAUGUGAUUUUGCAUAUGAAACCAUGGGAACGAUUGAAGUGCAAAGAGGUAAUCUGGAUAAAGCCAUUGAAAUGUUCAACAAAGCGAUCAACCUGGCCAAAUCUGAAAUGGAGAUGGCCCACCUCUACUCACUCUGUGAUGCUGCCUAUGCCCAGACAGAAGUUGCAAAGAAGUAUGGAUUGAAACCACCAACACUGUAAAUCAUGGAGGAGGACAUGACAUUCUAAAGUGAAGUUGCUCACUUCAGCCAGCCCUAAAGACGCUGUUGCAGACCAUGUUGAAUGGUGGAACUUAGUUUUUUUCCUGUUCGUGGUGUUGUCAUUUGCUACAUCUGUUCAAUGUUUAGGUGUUGUGGGAGUGGUUGCUCAAGGAAGUAAUGCAGUGCUGCAUCUUGUUCCCUCUGCAGUAAAAACCUUAAAAUGUAGUAAGGGAAAUAAAUCUGCAGGAGAACAACAACAACAAAAAAAAAGAUAAUUUUGGCCAUGCAAAUAAAAACUUCACAGUGGUUCAUUUGGGGGUGAUUAUGCUGUGGGCAAUUUUUGCUUUCUAAAUUAACAUUACAGCAUGUGGGGUUGUUCUUGUUUUUUCUGUUGAUUUUAAAGUUAAUACCAGUCAGUGCUGUAAAAUAGGUUUCUUUUCUUUUAUAUGAAGUUAAUCCUUGAGGGUUGGUUUUAAUUUUGCAAAAAGGAAAAAAAAAUCAUUUCAAACUGUUUAAUAAUAGAGGGUUUUUUAAAAUCCAUAGAUGUGGAGAGAAGCCCUGUAAAUACAUGCAGGCAUGCACAAUCUUCCCUUAAAGCCUCUCCCACUCUGCAUAACUUAGAAAUUGUCCAGUGGCAGCUAUUAGAGAAUUAAGUUGAUAGUCCUUGUUCUCACCCCAGGAAGCCCCUAGUGUACUGUAUGGGAGAGCUAGUUACAGAAGGUGCAGAAGGUGGCUGGGGAAGGAGCUCAGGUAGUGCUGCUUCAGUGUAGGCUUCACUGGAAAAAAGGCUCUAUUCCUGUGCUGCAGUUCUUGAAUGUCACAAGAAAUUGUUCUGGAGGGUUCAAAAGGACUUUUCAAGAACAGAAGGCACUGCUGGGAGUAGAGCUGCCAAGGUAAGGUCAUGCUUGCAUAUCAUCUUUGUAACUCUCUGCCGCUCUUGUUUAAAUGUAACAGCUAAUAGACUCCCUACAUUCUCUGCAGUCUGUACAGAGUGCUGUCAUCUGAUCUGCUCCUGGGAGUAGCCCCUUUGCAGAAUGACGUGAGAUAAGGAACAAAGCAUAGACUAACACUUCAAAUAAUGGGUUUAGAAUUUGUACUGCUUUCCUUGUGUUUAGACCCUGCCAUGUCCAAGAUUAUAAACGCUGCAACUGCUCUGCAAACAGCACACUGGUGAAUUAUUUCAUAUUGGUAAAAAGCCUCUUCCUCUAGCUAGGAAUGUCCUAGAGAGGCUCCCUUUCUUUGGGGGUGAUCUUUCUGGUGUGGAAGUCAGCCCUCUUACCUCUCCCUGGAUUGAUGUGGUUGGAUAAAUCUCAUGCAAACACUUAACUGCUGCAGCUUAAUUUACAAUACACUAAUUUGGGCUUCUUUCCAUCCUGAAAUCCUAGAUCUGCUUUUGCUGAAUUGUCUAAUGUAUUUAAUCUUUGGAAGAAAUGAACCAUGUUGUAGUCAGACUGUCUUGUCCUCUAGUUGUGCCACCAUAUAGCAGCAGCUUGUAUUUUCAACCUGACCUUCCUUCCUCCCAGCAGCUACAGUUGAGAAUUCAAAGGUGGAGAGCAGACAUAAAGAUUUAAUCAUUGUAGUUUAGCUAGCUCAAUAGGUGACCUGAAAUCAUAAUAUUGGUGUAGAAUUGAAGGCAUUGGAAGGUACUGGCAGCUUCUAAGGACACUGCACAUAAGAGUCUAAUGUCUUCUGGAUCUUCCCCACUCUCUGCAUCAUUGCAUGAGAACAAAAUGAAGCCAGAGUGACUGAUGUGUCCUGUUGUCCUGAGGAGUUUUUAUUUGCAUGGCCUUAUUUACAUUGGCAUUUUCUCCUCUUCAUCCUAUCCAUAACCCCAUUCCUUAUCCCACCCAAUCAAUUAAGGGAAGAAAAAACAAGCAUGUGCUGUCAAUUACUAGCAUUCCAAAUCAUCACAGACUUUUGCCUGUUCUUGAACUAGUUUGAAACUGCACUGAAAGGAUGCAUUGUCUGUAUUUUUUUUGUAAAUGACGUUAUCACCUGUAAACUGAGAAAAUAAAUAUUACCUUCAAGUAUCUCUCUCUGACAUGUAUAAGAACAGGUUCUGAUGAAAUUGUUCCAUGCAGUGGUGCUCUCUGUCUAGGAGGAACUAAGAAUGGCUGAGUCCCUGUCAUCUCCUCUUACUUCAGCCCUUAAGGAAAAAGGAGGAGGAGACAUGGGAUCAACAAGUGUUAUCUCUAUUGCUGCUCUAGCCCACAGAGGGGUGAUGAUGAGAGAUGAAGGUCACAGGGGAAAGGAAAUCCAGCCAGGAAAGCUGGAAGGGCAGAAUUAGACUGGAUAUUAGAAAGAUAUCUCUUACAGCAAGGGUGGUGAGACACUGGAACAGGUUGUCUAGGGAGAUUGUAGAUGUCCUUCCUGGAGGUGUUCAAGGCCAGACUGGAUAAGGCGUUCAGCAACCUGGUCUAGUGGAAGAUGUCCCUGCCCAUGGCAGAGGAGGUUGGAACCUCUUUAAGGUCCCUUCCAACUCAAGCCAUUCUAUGAAUCUGUGAAUGAGUAGCUGACACUUGGUUAAUAUGUGUGUGCAGAUGGAUCCCUUUAGUGAAAGGGAGUUUUUUAUUGUUGUUUUUAAUGGAUAAUAGAGUUGAGGUUUUGCUUUUAGCCAAGCAUGCAUGAGAACUUUGCAAAAUAGCUUUAAUAGGGAUCAAGAGCUGAAAUGAAACAAGUAUUAGUGCUAAAAUAAAUGAAUUAAAAAGUUGAAGUCAUGCAGGAAGCUAGUAGUGAAGAUUUGGACAAACCUAGUGUGACCUAGAGACUCUGGGAAGUUUUCUUCUACCCAGAGUUGUAUCACAUCUUAAAUCUGAUCAUGUAAAGUCCCUGUUCUUCAUGUUAGAGACAAGUUCACCACAACAGCUGAGUUGUGAGUAGGCUGUGAUUGGAAGUGAAAAGGAAACAGACAAACUGAGAAGCUAAUGGUAAACUUAUUCUAGAGCUAUUAAGAGCAGCUUACCAUGUGCUUUCAUCAGCUGCAGUGCCUGAUCACUCAGGCAUUGCUGGGUGUUCUGCCAUUGCUUUGAACAGAAUUUCAGUUCUUGAAGGUUGAAAUUCUGGAGCGGUUUCAGAGUUGCUCCUGGCUGGUUUUCUAUACUUACAGCAUACUGGUGCAUAUGUGUAAAAUGGAUACUUAAAGUGCCUGUUUUCUACCAACACUUUGCCUGUUUUAAGUGUUACCUAGCUUUUUUUCACUGACCACCCCCUCACCUCCCCUCAAAAAAAAUGUGCAGCAGUCCCAUCUGUAUCACUUCUGAGUGGAUCACACUGGAGACCCCUAAAACAUCCUUCUAAAACAUAGGUAUUGUAUAAAAACAAAUCUUUACAUUAGGGGUGGAGAGACACUGAAACUGAUUGCCCAGGGAGGCCGUGAGUGCCCCUUCCCUGGAGGUGCUCAAGGCCAGGGUGAAUGAGACCUUGAGCAACCUGGUUAAGUGGAAAGUGUCCCUGUCCAGAGAAGGGAGGUUGGAACUGGAUGAUCUCCAAGGUCCCUUUCAACCCAACCAUCCUAAAACAAGGUGUUCAGAAGCUGUCCUGGCUGAUUGAAUAGGACUUAGUUCCCCAAAUUAGCGAGCUAAAGAUUUUCACCCGUUCCCUCCCCGCUGGGAUUCCACAAGAGUAGUGUUCAGGCCAUGGAUUUGGUUGACUGUUGGAUAGUGCACUUUGCAUUUCUGCAGUUCAGUGGGCAGCUCAUGUGAGAAUCCUGUGCUGAUUUAACCCUCCCAAGGUAGCAUACAGAGGGGAGGGAGAGACAGAACAGUUUAGAAGAAUGGAUGUGUGACAGCUGCUAUCCUUUAAAGUUGGAGUUGAGUGAUGGCCAGCAUGGAUGCCAAGUCUUGAGCAUGUGGGAAGCACUCAUGAAUGCAGGAGACUUGUUUCAAAUAAGCAAAUUGGUUUUUUGGGGUUUUUUUUAUAUUUUUCAACAAAUAAAUCUUCAUUUCACCUUA